Molecule: messenger RNA, 2489 nt
Organism: Dreissena polymorpha
Lineage: Eukaryota; Metazoa; Mollusca; Bivalvia; Myida; Dreissenidae
Product: glucose dehydrogenase [FAD, quinone]-like
Exons: 2
Coding region: 380-2182 (600 amino acids)
Molecular function (GO): oxidoreductase activity, acting on CH-OH group of donors; flavin adenine dinucleotide binding
Source: RefSeq, a predicted model, not a curated record
UUUAUAUUCAAUUAUAACUCUUUGGUCUGUUCAUACAAUGACAGAGCCGAUUAGAAAUAUCGGGUUAUUUUAUACUUAAAAUUUAAAAGUAGAUUAAAAUCAUACGCUUUUUAUGUUUUAUUUUGGUUUGUUUAAAACGAAAUGAGAUACUGUGUGGACACGGACAUCGUUGAUGUAUUAACGGACAUAAACCCUUACUAAAUAUGAUAUAUAAUUUUCCGGCUAUUGAAAACUUGAUCGAAGUGAUAAAAUUGACAAUUUCCUAUAUCAAUAGACGCGAGUUUACAUGUACAUGUAAAUACAGAUACAACAAAUUGGAUAUUUAAUCAGUACGUCAAACAACUCCGUGAACCUCUGAUGUAAAUACUACGGUAUAAAAAUGGGACUGCUUAACAUAAAAUACGUUUUAUCUACAGCUCUGUUUGCAUACUUAGCUUAUCAGUUUACACGACCUAUUGAGAUACGAGUGGUGGAGACUGUGAACUCAACCUAUGAUUACAUUAUCGUCGGCGCCGGAUCGGCGGGGGCAGUCCUAGCAGCGCGUCUGUCGGAGGACCCCGACAUCCGGGUUCUUCUAGUGGAAGCGGGAGGGGAAAAUGUCCAUCAUAAGAACUUCUCCGUUCCGGCAGCGGCUCUCAAAACUUGGGAGUCGCCUGCAGACUGGGUGUACCACACGACGCCGCAGACAGAGACGGGUUUCGCGCAGCCCAAUGGUCGCAAUGAGCACUACUGGCCGCGGGGAAAGAUACUCGGAGGAAGCAGCAUGCUGAACCUGAUGCAGUACGUCAGAGGAAGCAGGCAUGACUUUGAUGAGUGGAAGGAAAAAGGAAACGAAAAAUGGGGCUACGAAGACGUUCUUCCGUAUUUUCUGAAAUCAGAAGACAUUCAAAUAGAAGAACUGAAGAAUUCUAAAUAUCAUAAUUCGGGUGGACUUUUGACUGUUACCAAGGAAACCGAAAACCCUUUAGUGAGGAGAUUCGUCGAUGCUGGCAAAGAACUUGGUUAUGAAGAGGUUGAUUUCAACGGAGAGAAUCAGCUUGGAUUUAGUGUCAGUCAGGUAAACGUUAAGAACGGUGUUCGACAGAGUACGGCUGUAGCAUUUCUACUGCCUGUUAUGCAUCGAAGAAACUUGCAUGUUGCUGUUAAUGCACACGUAACUAAGGUCAUUGUAGAAGAACGUGUAGCAACAGGGGUGACAUUCAUCAAAGACAAUAAGGAAAUGACCGUCAAUGCAGAGCGGGAAGUAAUUUUGUCGGCGGGUUCUAUUGGUUCACCUCAAAUAUUGAUGUUGUCUGGCAUUGGUCCGAAAAAGCACCUUCAGAGUUUAAACAUCCCUUUGAAGGCAGACCUUCCUGUUGGCCGGAACUUGGAAGAUCACAUGUUUUCAAUCAUAUGCGGUCCGAUAAAUACAUCUGAGGCAUCUACAGAACCUAAAGCAACCUCUCUGAUAAGUUUUGCAAAAUACAUACUGUUUGGAAAAGGUCUAUUGUCAUCAACAAAUCUCGUUGGUAACGCUUUCUUAAAAUCGUCCAAAUGUGAAACGAAAUAUCCGGACUUGCAAAUUCAUAUGUUUGGUUCAUUGCCAGUAAAAGAGAUAACAAGAUACAAAUCCGAUAAAAUGUUGGACCUUUUUCCCAAUGAUUGGGUCGAUGGCUUUGUACUUUUGCCGAUACUGUUGCAUCCAAAGAGCAAAGGGUACGUGGCGCUACGAAGCACGGAUCCAUUUGAGCAUCCCAUUAUUGAGCCGAACUAUCUCAGUAACGAAGAAGACAUGGCAAAGUUUAUUGAAGUUUCAAAACGAACAAUGGAUUUACUCGAAACCAAGCCAUUUAAAGAAAUAGGAGCAACCAAAGAAGCUAUGAACAUUGCCGCUUGCAAGCACACAGUAUUCCUUUCUGACGAAUUCCACAAGUGUAUCAUUCAACAUUUCGCUGUAACAAUUUACCAUCCGACUUCCACAUGUCGAAUGGGUCCCAUAUCCGACCCGAACUCGGUGGUAGAUCCGGAACUUCGCGUGAAAGGAAUCGAGAGGCUUCGUGUUGUGGACGCUUCCGUCAUGCCGGGCGUUGUCUCCGGAAAUACGAACGCAGCGACAAUUAUGAUAGCCGAGAAGGCGGCCGACAUGAUCAGGAAUAUUGACUCUGUGCAGGAAAUUCGAAAAUACAUCAACGCUCGGAGUUGAAUGCAGAGUCGCCUUUAUAUUUCCUUAUUCAAUGAACAUGUAAUCAGAGCUACUUUUGCAAUAUUAUAGAUAGCAACUUGAUAUUUGGUAUGCAUGUGUAUCUCAUGGAGCUACACUGUUUGAGUGGUGAAAGGUCAAGGUCAAUGUCAUCCUUCAAGGUCAAAGGUGAAAUAUAUGGGGGACACAAGCGCAUCUUGUGUCAUAUUCUGGCUGUAAAUUUACAUCACUCAAUAAAUACACGCUCAGCAAAUAAACAUAUAAUUUUUCUACUCGAAAAUUUUGAAUUCAUAAAAAUUAUUGUCUUUGA